GACUCACUCUUGUCACCUCCUCGUCCGAGUAGGGUUAGAGGUUGAUCUGCGGACUCCUCCACCUCCACGUAUAGGAGAAGCUACGAGUGCUUAUCGUUCGUUUUGCAGUGAGAAGUGUGUCGUAAGCUGAGCUACCCAGUUUUUCGUGUUGUGUUAUUGAUAGUGUGCGAUUUUACACUCCAAUACGUCGUUUUCCAAGUGUUUAGCUGUGCUAACUACGGUUCAGCUGGUGUGAUGAUGGUUCAGGUAACAACAUUAUCUGCACUUUCAUAAUCCCAUUUCAGUGGGAGGUCUGGCAUGAGGCUUGACAAGGAAUUCUCUGACAUGGGCCGAGACUAAACAACGCUACUGGACAUGGGGUUGUGAACAUGUACAGCUCACUGUAGUUACCACCUCGGGACGGAUUUCUCCAGGACUCUAGGAGAGGUGGUGUCAGGCGGGGCGGGUUGGGUCGGCUGUGACGAAGCUGGUCUUGUUAUUGCCUUGGGGACGGAAACCACCACCACCUGCCCCAACCCAUAUCUUCAUUACACAACUCACAACAUUGAGCACUAAGCUAUAUUAAUGUUGAAAUACAUGUAUGGAAUAGUACUUUUAUACACAAGCAAUACUCUACAACAACACCUACACAUAAGCUGACAUUUACACCUAGCACAGUCUAGACGUGAGAUACCCUGAAGCACUGAUACUAUCAUAACACACAACUCUAAGCUAACACCAACAGCUAACAUCAAAACAAUCACUCGAGGUGCUGGUGUGUUAUACGUGCCACCAGUAGCAACGUAGGGAUAUUAACACCAAGAACAAUAGGGGCACCAGUAUCACCACUACCAUCAUCAUCACAAGGGGUAUCAACAUCACCACUACCAGCAUCACCAUCAGCAGCAGGCGACGACCACGGGGCAUCAGGUGUGUGAGCGUGGCGUGAGUGUUGGUGAUGGCGGCAGUGCAGACGGUAACCAGGAUGCCAGCAGGCCCCGCGGAGCUGCCACCAGUCUCAGAGUAUCGCCCUCGGCACAAGUACCCGGACGAGAGCCAAACGACGCUCCUGCCAUGUACCAUCUGCAACAGGACCUUCAACCCUCAGGCGCUAGACCGUCACAGGAAGGUGUGCGAGAAGCUCUCCUCCAGAAAGCGAAAGAAAACUUCCUCAUCAAACACCUUCGACUCGACCAAGCAGCGAGUGGACGGGCUGGACCUACCCUUGGGAGUACCCGGUCGAGGAAAAUCACCUGAACGCAAGACCAACCCGAAGAGCAAGUCCAAAUGGAGAGAGAAGCACCAGGAGUUCCUCAGGGCCAUACGGGCAGCCAAGGGUAUCACAGAUGGGGACGAUGGGAGCGGGGGUCUACCAGUGUCCAACAUUCCUUCCGACUAUAACCAGUGCCCCCAUUGUGAGCGACACUUCGGACCCAAGGCAGCAGACCGUCACAUCAACUGGUGUCGCGAGAAGAGCAAUCGAGUCCCUAGAUCACCCGCUGACAACCAGGCCGUGGAGCGUCUCAAGUCCCGCACUAAGUAUAUACCCCCGAAGCCUGGGCAGAAUGGAUGGCGAGCACCGAAGAAAAGCGAUGUUAUAUCGUCCAUCCCUCCUCCCAGCUCUGGCCCGACCCCUACCCCCGCACCCUACCCUCUGGGGACGCGGGAACAGAGUCCUCCACUCAACAGUCGUCACCUCAGUCCUACAAGAUCUCUAGGACGACACACAAGCCCUCCUUUGCCCUCAGUGUCCACAGGCAGACACACGAGCCCCCCACCCAUGACGUCGUCACGCCGCACCUCCAUUUCCUCGGUGUCGUCCGUGGGGCCGAGGGCAGGCAGCAUGUCACUAGGACGCUCGGCUGGCAAGCACUUCUCUAAUAUGCUAAAAUCGGCUCCCCCUACUGAAGAAGAAUCAGUGAUGGGGUGCAGCUCAGGUUAUGGGUCUUCCUCUGGACAUGGGCAGUCAUCUGGAUACGGGCAGUCUUCUGGUUACGGACAAUCAUCUGGAUACGGGCAGUCAUCGGGGCAUGGGCAGUCAUCGGGGUAUGGGCAGUCAUCUGGUUACGGGCAGUCAUCUGGUUACGGGCAGUCCUCUGGUUACGGGCAGUCAUCUGGUUAUGGGCAGUCAUCCGGGUACGGACAGUCAUCUGGAUACGGGCAGUCACCUGGAUAUGGUCUAUCUAGGAUGCAAGUUGGUCGGUCAUCAUUCUCCUCUGCUGGAGGCUCACCACUGACCAGACAAAGAUCAGUCAGAUCUUCUCUUCGCCGCACCUCAUCUAAUGCUCCCAUGGCAAGACAUCGUGACCUUGCGUCAGACAUGAUGGCCAGUGUGUGCAUCAGUGGCAGUCCUAAACGGGGUGAACCUGAGGGUGACGAGGCUGGUGAAACUUCCCCAGUCUGUUCUUUGUCUCGUCAAGAAAGCUACUCCAAUAAAGUGGAAAAAGAAAAAAUUAACCAAAGGAAAAAGAAAGUGCAUAGGACAGACCUGAGUAAUAAAGACAAAUAUAACAAAAUAAUUGAAACCCCAGAAAAUUCAGUCAUUGUGGAGGAGGAAGAUACCAAGUGUGAAAGGAUAGUUUAUAAAGAUGAGGAAGAAGAAAAUAUAAGAAACAAUGGUGAUGGGAAACCAGAAGCAGAUGUAGAAAAAGAUAAAAGCAUCAAGGAUGUUUUUGAUUCUAACGGUGGUCUCAUUAUUGAUAAAACUAAAACGUGUGAAAAUAAUUGCGACGAUGAGAGUGACAAUGAAAUUUUAAAUGAACUUCAGUACAAUUGUGAAAGUGAAGAGGAUUUAGACAUUCCUACCGAAGAAAACUUUCUCAAGUCUUCUACAUCGAUCAGUGGUGAUGAUGAAAUUGUGGACCUGAAUUUUGGCCGACCCAGAUCAGUCCAUUUUGAAGAUGAGAAAUGGGAAGGGGGAAAGUAUAAGAUAAAGAAGGAAAGGGAAGGCAAAUACAUAGAUUCCUGGGGAGACCUGGACAGUCACACACUACACAACUCUCAUCCUUUUGCUAAACUAGAAAGAGAUUUUGAAAUGAAUGGAGGCAUUCCAUUUUCAGGUCCAGGUAGAUUACAUAAUGUAAAAAGUGCUAACAGGGAGAGUGUUAGGGAAAUUUUUCGUCGUAAGCGAGAGGAAGCCGGGGAUUAUGUAGAUCAAGAUAGUAGAAGAAGAGUAUCAUCAAAUGAAAGAAAGGGUGAAGGAAGUGUUAAUAAUGUAAAAAACGUAAGAAUGCAAUCAAGAUCAAGAGAAAGAGCACAUAAAGAGUUGAGUGAUAAUGUUAGAGGUAGUGAAGGAAGAGGUAGAAAAUCGUCUGAUUUAGAUAAUUAUUUAAAUUCUGAGAGAAGACAGCACGUAUCUCGGUCAAGGAGUCCAAAAAGAGAAAACAGGUAUUCUAAGAAAGGGGUGACUCUAGUGCCAGUAAAUGGUGUUGACAAUAGUGAGGGUGUUGUGAUAUCAAGAAGGGAUUAUGUCAUGUUUAAAUCAUUAGUUGGAACUCAGAGUGGGAGAAGUGAGAAAGUUACCACAGAUGACUGGAAAGCUCCUGGCAAGACGAAGAAGCUUGGCCCGUGCAAGUCAGGAAAUCAGAAAAGACUUGGGGAGUCUCCUUAUGAUCCCUUCUCGGCAGCAGAGCUACAGAUGCAAGCGCUGAUGGGAUCACCCACACCAUCUACAAAGAAGGGGUCUAGUCUAGGGGCAGCAGGAUUAGGAAUGGGGGUGUCUGUGGCAGACUCAGUUACAAUGGAUGGAACUGGAAGGGAAUCUCCUGAUUUUGAGUUCAGCAUUGGGUUUGCUGAUAUAUCAAAAAGUGGAAGCAAUUCAAGGGAGGUAUCACCAGAGGUUGAGUUUAGAAAGUCAAGGAUGGGUGAAGGAUGUUCUACUCUUGGCACUAGUUUGACUAAUUUAGAUCUGGGAUCAACAAAGAUGGGUUCUCCAUCACCCCGGAGAGCCUCGGACGGCAGAUGGUCAUGGCAGUCGUCAACAAAUAAGUCCUUGAAUAAUUUAGGUGUUGGGUCCUCGUCUCCAACAUUCAGAAAACCUUUAUGGUCCUCGAGGGAUACUACUGCACGGGAAACUAACAGGUGGUCUUCUCCAACAAGGGAGACUCGUGUUCAGGAAGGCUCUUCUAACAAUACUCAAAGGUGGUCUUCACCAACCCGUGAUAGUCCGUGUAGGGACCCUGUACCUCAAGAUGACCAUAGCUGGUCUUCCCUCACACAAGAGAUAGACAGAUGGUCUUCUCCUAGCUGUGAAUCUCAUAAUGAGUCGACUCCCUUUCAUGAUACUCACAGCCCCUCCAGCCACCCUCGUAGUUGGUCUGCUCUCACUCGUGACAGUCGUAGUGCUGUCUCUCCCAGCCGUGAUGUUCAUAGCUCUUCCCCUACCAGUGACAAUCGCAGUUCUUCUCCUACACACGGUACUCUUAAUUCCUCAUCCUCCACUCGUGAUACUCGUGAUUGGUCAUCUCCAACACGUGACGCUCGUAGUGUGUCUUCCCCUCUGCCUGACACUCGUAGCUGGUCGUCUCCUCGUGAAGUCCCUAGUUUGUCAUCUUCCACAAAUAAAAAUGAUAGGUGGUCUUCACCAAUUCGAGACACCCCUUCUGCUGCCACCCCUUCAUCCCCUACGCCCAGGACCACCACAGACAGAUGGGAGGAUACAAAUAAAAGUACCACAGUGGCUGGCUGGGGCAUGACUCCCUCCUCUGGUGUUGGCUCCCACGGGUCCAGUGCCAACCGAUAUCUAGAAAACAUUUUAGCCAGUACACAGCGCACUUCUUCAACUGUAGGGUCUAAUGGAUUCUCAGAAAAGGAAUCAUACACCAGUAGAAACAACAACAACAACACUGGGUUUGACACAUUCAGGACCAAACAUUCUUCACUUGACAACGAUGAUGAAUCUAGCAAAAAAGAUUUUGAUAGUGUCGAUGGUUCUCAAGCACGUGUGUCAAGUGGCUCUUCAUCAGACUCUUCUCUGCCACCACUGUCAUCACCAUCAUCAUCAACUUCACCUGCUGGAACUAAUAAAGGAGACACUUUGAGUGCAUCGACAUCAAUGCGGUUGCCAAGAUUCUGUCAUGAAUGUGGUCACAAAUAUCCGGUCUUGUUGGCCAAAUUCUGUUGUCAGUGUGGCUCCCGGCGAGUUGGUGUUGAAAAUUGAAUACUUGUGAGUGACGCUGAAGUACUGUACUGUAUGUCCAGCAGUACUGUGCAUGGAGAGGGAAAACACAACUCUGUGGCAACGAUUUAACUUCUGAUGCAAUUUUUUUAGGUUUGGGUUGGGGUGGGGGGGGGGGAUAAAGUAGCUAACAAGAUAAUGUAACUACAGCUACAUAAAUGGAAUUUUGACUGCUUUAGAAUACAAAACCUUAGUUUUCACAGAAAAUAUACUAAAAAUGUUGUCAUCAUCACAAACUGAAACUGCUGUAGCCACUUAAUUCUAGAUUUCCUACAGACAAUAUACAUGUUGAAAACUUCCCUUUAUGUAGUUUUUUAUUUAUUUCUUAAUUUUGCAUUAUAUAAUAUAACCUGCCUAUUUUAAUCUUAAUAGCAGUUUGUUUUAUAUAUUUUAAGAGAUAUUCUGAUAGUGUUUUAUAAUUACUCUUAAUGGUGUCAUGUGUUAGGUAUACAGUUCAAGUAAAGAUGCAUCCAUAGUAUUUUCACCAAGUCCAUGACAUACUGUACAGUGUGCAGUUCUUUUCUUAAUGUCAUUAAUAUUAUUUAGAAAUACUUUACUGCAGUAGAGUUUUAUUAUGGUACAAGAUGAAUAAAAAUUAAGCCUUGUUUGACAUAGGUGGGAUUUAUAUCAACUGAAUUUUAUGACAAUUAUAUAUGCAUAUAAGAUCUUAGUGACAGAUAAUACAGUAUGAAUGUUACUAUUUACAGGACCCUACCAAGUCAAUUUUGUUUCAUUAAUGAACAUGUUGAUUAAGUUGUAAAAUUAAUAUUUUAAUUUCUACUUUAUAUACAUUUGAAGAAAAUGUUUUAAACUAUUUUUAUUCAGUAAUAAACUCUGAAUACAUAAGCACUGUCAAUCGUAAUGAAACAUAAGUAUUAUAACAGAAUUAUACAAAUCUGAAUUAAGACUGAAAUCUUAUUUUCUGAUGUACCUCACAGCUAGGAUGCUCAUGUAAUGCCUCACCAGACCUGCAGGUUGGAGGCCCAUGUGACUUAAGACCUCAGUGGCUGGGACUGAUCUGAUGAUUAAUUAUACCUCCCCAUUGCAUGACUCACUCUGAAUAAGAUAGAUUAGAAACAUCAGUCGCCAUCAAAGCAGAAAAUCUGAUAAAACAUCACAUUAAUGUUUACCCUAUUACCAUUCAGCUGUCAUAUAGGUCAUUUUGAGUUUCUGGCAUCAAUCUCCAUUCAGUUUCAGCUGACUUCCUGAUACCCACUGGGGGAUGAGUGGAGUCUGAGCCAUGCAAGUGCUCACUGGUUCAGGUGGCUCUUAAAACUAAACCAGCUAGAAAAUGGGAGGUGGUGAUACAUGUAUGUUCCAACUGUUAAUGUAACUCAUAUUCCAGUAUUUUAUUCAAGAUAUUGGGGAAACUGUUGUCCAGUUGAUGACCCAGUGCCUCUUGUACCACAGGUAUAUCAUACCCCCUCAGAAUGGUCCAGUUUUUUUAACCACUCGUGCAGGUCAGACGAGUUAACCAGGAGUUGAAAACUUUUAGAAUCUAAGGGAAACCUAGGAACUCUACAAAAUCUGAAGUCCUCAGGCAAGAAUACUUUGUUCUCAUUGAUGAAUUCACCCCUAUUCAAACCAGAUACCCUGUAAUAGACCACCUACUUUAUACAGGUGACCCGAGUCAGUUGCUGUAAAAUCAGUAAGUGAAUAACUGAAUAACCCUUGCAACUUGCUUACAUUAGGUGCACUGCAUAAACUAAAGUGUGUCACAGUAUAUCAGACAAGCAAGUUUGUAUGGUUGAUUGCAUUUUCUAAUCUUCAUUUUUACGGUUGAUGUUCCCAGUCAUUAAGGGUUAGAAUCUGUAGGUCUCCAUCCUUUAGGCCUAGUUAGAGCAAUAGGUUAUAAAGCAAGAUUAGAUGUGAUAUUCCAUGGAAACACUGAUCAUUAAUAAAGAUGAUUACAGUAAAUAUAUUCUUUGUAAAUUAAUGCAGACAAUAAUAUGAAGAAAGUCUUAUUGUAAUUAAUCAGUACAUUUCUUACAAAUUUGUAUUCAUAAGUUAUAUCUAUUAAGAAAAUGUUUAAAUUGUUGAGCUUAUUUUAAGCUUCUGGAUGUACAGCAUAAUCACCAAGAUUUUGCUUUUUAUUGUGUUACUGGAAUUUAAGGUAAAAAAAAGACUUGCUUGUUAAUGAGUGACAGAUUUCUUCCUUCCUUCAGACCAUGACUGAAAAUACCAGUACAGUUAUCCAGAAUAUGCAUGUGAUUUAUAUCGGUAAACAAAUAUAAUUUUAUCACACUGUACGUUAUUAGAUAAUAAGAAAAUUAGAAUUAUGUUGAAAUUUGAUUGAUUUAAUACAAAUUAAUUGAUAAUAAUGUACUAAUAUGAUGUGGCUGAUUUGUUUCCAUAUGCUUUUGCCACACAAACGGGGGAUGAAGCUUUAAGAAGGAAAGUUUGUCUAAGUCAGGCUGUCAGAUAUCUUAUUGUUCAGGUGCUAAUUAGUUCACCCUUAGUUUAUAGAUACCGUAUAAUUUAGUUUUUAACUUCUUAUUGUACAGUACCUAGUGACACUGUUGGAGCUGAUGAUAAUGAGGAAAGUUCAAUACCUGAUUAUGUCCCAGUUAUAAGUAUUUUAUUUUUACAUUGUGAAGUUUGAUGGCAUGAAAUACAUAAUUUUAGUGGCUUCCUAUACUGUAUAAUGCAGAUCUGAUUUGGGGGAUUUUUUUAUUGUUAUUAUUAUUGUGCCUUCUUUGAGACAUUCUCAAAAGAACUGUGGGGUUCAGUUUUAUAGGUUUGCUAUGAAGCAGUGGCUGUAGUAGUAGUAGUAGCAGUAGUAGUAAUCAUACUUUAGUAGUAAUAGCAGAAGAAAUAGUGGAAAUUUGGUAGAGAAGUUGAAGAGUUAGUGGCAUGAAACCGCUUCUGCUCUUGGGGAAUUUUUAGAAAUACUGUAUUGUACAGUAUUUAGUAUCAUUGUAAAGAUUACGGUAGAUAAUUUUUUCAUAGCUAAAAUUUUCAGAAACUAGAUUAUUAAUUAAAAAUAAUAAGAAGUGAAGGCCAUUGGUAUCUGAAGUAUACAUAUAGAGAAAAAGUG
Messenger RNA from Homarus americanus (American lobster), 8192 nucleotides. RefSeq names its product hornerin-like. The transcript has 16 exons. Lineage: Eukaryota; Metazoa; Arthropoda; Malacostraca; Decapoda; Nephropidae. The record is from RefSeq and is a predicted model, not a curated record. Bases 938 to 5137 code for a protein of 1399 amino acids.